Messenger RNA from Caenorhabditis auriculariae, 3607 nucleotides. NCBI's taxonomy places the organism in Eukaryota, Metazoa, Nematoda, Chromadorea, Rhabditida, Rhabditidae. The record is from the annotation of a GenBank genome assembly.
AUGGACAGAAGAAGGCCGCGCGUUUCGAAGUGAAGCUUCUCGUAAGGGUUCUAUGAGUUAAAAGAAAUGGCAAACUUCAGAGACUUCUUCUAGUUCAUCUCAUGCUAUAUUGGUUUUCUUCCUUUGACAGUCAAUUUUUGCAUUUUUCUAGCUUCCCAGAUUCAGACUUCAGAAAUGAAUCUAAGGAGUUUUACUAACUUUUCAAGACCAAGAUCUGAAGAUUCGAACAUCGCAACGUUUAGGUCGGAGAGGAAGGUGCGCCACUGACGACGCCUCCGGCCAAGGUCCACAAUCCAGAGACGGACGCGAUGAACGCCCACACGGCGACGAUGGCCGCUCAUCUGGCCAAGGUGAGCAACGAACAGCCGGCCGAACCCGCCGAGGCCUACGCCAACGGAGGAUCCACCGCCGUCCUCAACUCGGCCCCGAUUUCUCAUGUCAACAGCCAUCGGUUGCAGUCUCCAUUGCAGAUUAUUGAUCAGGUAACUUGAUUGGGAAUUUCUGAUUCUAGCUUAGUUACUUUUUUUUCGAGAGUUUUCAUAGUCUCCAAGUAUCAGUUUUUCAUAUUACUUCUCUGAAGUUCCCAGUUUCUAAAAACAAAUACUUUAAAGUUUUCAUUUCAUCAGUUACUCGAAAAAAUUCCACUCGGAAAUGAUUAUGAAGUUUUGAGUUUUUAAAAUUUCGAAAUAUUUUUUUGCCAGAAUGCUUUCAUUAUCUUUGAUUUUUCACGAGAAAUGUAUAUUCGAAAAAAAGGGCAAAAAUGAGAAUUUCCGGCCCAUCUUCUUUUGUGUUGAGCGUAUAUGUGACCACCAAAUCGAGGGCAAAAAACCAUUCAUCUUUUUUUUGUCUUUCUUCUCCAUUCAGUAGAUACGUCGUCGUUUUCUCUUCUCACUGACACACGUCCCGUGUUGGCUGUUUAUUAUUUCUGCCUUUUUUUGUACUUUUUUUCAAAAAUAUUCUCUGACUAUGGCCCAUUGCAACAUUUUCCGGCUGAUUUGGCCGAAAAGAAAAGUUUGUUGAUUUUUUUUGAAGUUGAAAGAGGUUUUUUUUUUGUCUCGACAACAAAUUGGUUUAAAAAAGGCUAACAAGAAACAUUUUCAGACUUGUUUUUCCAUAUCUAAAAAUAUUUAGUAUUAAAAAGUUCUGUAUUAGAAAAAAGCUCAUUUUACAUCCGGUCGGGAAUCUCCUGAUUUUUUUUUUUCGAAAAUCGACGAUUUAAAGUCGAAGAACACCAUUAGAAUAGGGUUGUAUGAACUAAAUAGAAAGAAUAUAUUUUUUUUUGUUAGUUCAAGAUACAAAUAUGGUAAGAAUACCAUUAAAAAAGUACAAAGAGCACAAUAAAAAGUCUAAAAAAAUGUUCUAAGCACAAAAAAUGUAUAGAGAGUAAGAAUGUGUUUAAAAAACUAUACAAUACUACAAUUUAAAAAAUCGGAAAAAUAUUUGAAAAAAUAUUUUUAACAGCUCAAAAUACAUGGAGAGGAUUUUCAGGUGGAACAAAUGCAAAAAGACGAAAUGGACCAACUCUUACAACGGCUUCAAAUGGAGAAUCUCCAGCUUCGGAAAGAGUUGGAGAGGAAAAAGCACGCCAGCACUUCUGAUAUCAAUUAGUCAGUUCGAAGCAGAAAAAUGACCUUGAAUUACAUUUUUAGCCAUUCUCAACGACGGAGCGAAAGUCGGACGGCGACUCUGCCACUGAGAAAUACAAACGGCCGAAGUGUUCCUUCUCUGAAAAGCACACAGAGUCAGAGCGAUGUUCGUAAAGAAGAUUACUGUUAAAAAAAAAAAGUAAUAAUAAAGUAGAUUAGUAAUUAAUUUUCAUUCUGAAGAAAAGUGAGUAACCAAAAAAAAAUAAGGAAAAAGGGAUAGAUUCGAUUAGAUGAUCUCAUGAGUUGGAUCAAAUCUACAAUAUUUCAACAACUUUUUUUCAAAUAUUAAUAUUGAAACAGAACUUAUAGUUAGAAAAAAAUAACUUUUUUUUUCUGGAUUUUUUUUCCCGAAACUACCGCAAAAGUUACUAGCAACUGAUUGAAAAAAAUGUAUUUAUUAUCGUUAAAAAUAAUUAGAAAAAUGAAGCUCCAUGUUUCAAAUUUUGAAGGAAACGUUAAGCAAAAAAAAAAAUUGGAAGUAAUUUUUUUUUGGAACAAUUAAGUUUUUGUUUUUUUCAGACCUUUUUGAUAGUUUGAACGUUUAAUUUUCAAUGUCAAAGCUCUUGGUCGCAUGAGAAACGGCUGGGUGAGCCGAGUAGCGCCCGACCCAAAACGGUUUACGCAACAGUACGAAAUAAAUCAUAAAUGCGACGCUUUGAGCCAUUCCACCUGCGACCACGGGGUUUAAAGGCACAAAAUUGUUUCAAAUAUUAUUUUUAUCCAAAUAAUAAGGUUAUUCUCAAAAAUUUACCUCAAUACCAAACGUUUCCCAAAGAUUUCCCUUUACUGGGAAAAAUCCUCCCAUAAAUUCCAGUUUUUUCACUUGGACACACACACACAUUCGCACUUGCAAUUCUCCUCGUUUUAUCUCCACUUUCCCUGUUUUUUUUUUCAGAAUAAUUGAGGAAUGGUCACACCUCAUUCGAACAAGCAAAACUUUGAACUUUCCUGUUUCAAUUCGAGUUUGUAGGUGAUGGAUGAAGCCAAGGCGUUGCGAGUCCACAAACAACGGUUGGAGCAUCGAUCGAGGAUUUUGGAGCAGCAAAAUGAGCAACUCGAGAUCCAGCUGCAACGAUUGAAGAAGAUCAUCAAUCAGGUCAUUUCAGGGGAAAAUUUUGAAAGAGUGAAGGAAAUUCUGUAAAUUUUUAGCUUUCAUGACAUUAUUUUGAAGCAAGGAACUAAAAAAAUUAACAAAAAAAAAAUCAAGAAAUUAAAAAAUUUUCUAUCAGGAUAUUUUAAAAAAAGGCUACUUCCUUGAGAAAGUGAGAAGCUACUGUGAAAUUCAAGCUUUUUCGACGUUAUUUUGAACAAAAGGUUGAUAUAGUCGGGAAUAACCUGAAAAAAAUACUUGAAAAGAAAAAUUAGAAAUGAGGUUUUCUGUUGAUUUUUUUUCACAGGAAUAAAAAAAUUUCAAAAUAUUAUUUUUUUCAAAAAUUUUUUUAAAAAUUUAGUUUUAGCUUCUUUAGGAGAUUGACUUUUUCUCCCAAAUUAUUAUUUGUAAAAAAAUAUGAAAUUUUGAUAGUUAAUAGAAGUUGAUAAGAUUCGAUGGCGGUAAUUCAUUUUUUUCGAAAAAAAUUGCAUCAAAAAAAGAACUUUUCUGUCGUUUUUUUAUUCGCUUUUUGCGCUAUUUUCUGGUCAAAAAAAUAGUUUUUUUCUGGCUUGUAUAGAAAAAAAUUACCUGAAAUUAAAACUAUCUGAAAAAUAAUUACCAAAAAGAUUAUUUGCAGCAAAAAGAGUCGAGCAGUGUCGCUCCAUCGCAAAGGGCGACGUCGACGUUGGGCGUCGCCGAUUCUCUGUGGACCCCGGAGCCGCAGACGGAAGCCCGCGACGUCGGCGACGGCGAGUCGCAGAUGCGAGGCUCGCAGAUGCAGUCGCUGAUGACGGCCUGCGACGACCUCGGUCGCGCCAUGGAGUCGCUCGUCGUCUCCGUCGUCUACGAUUCCGAGGACGAGGAGCAGUGA